ACCGGUUCAAAUGACAGGUCAUCUUUAGGUCGAACCGUAACGAGCGCGACGUAUAUCUUCCACCUGUGAUCCUUUCAGAUAAAAGAUGGCUGCAUGAUCAACGAACGCAUCAUUAUUGAAGUGCGACAAAGUGGAGGGAAAUAGCUAAAGAUGACUGGUUUAGCAAGACUGCUGUGCAUCGCGGUCAUCUCAACUUGUGUUGGUGUGGUGUGGAUGCAGUCCAGAGGCAUAGAAUGGAGAAAUAUCCCCAAAGACCCGUCCAUCUUCGAACACCCGCAGGACCCGACAGUGCACGACCGGGAGAAGGCUCUGUCAGAAGGCAUCAACUACGCUAACCUGACCUGCCGAGCCAAGGGCAGACCGUACGUCCACUACAGCUGGCUCAAGGACGGGAAGGAGAUAGAUGCAAAAUCCGACAAGUACGCCAUAGCAGGCGGGUACCUGGUCAUAUACAACCCCGUGUACCCUGACGAUCAGGGGACGUACCAGUGCAUCGCCUACAACCCGCGGGGAGCGGACGUUAGCAUGCCGGCAUUCUUCGCUCUGGCACACGUUGGAACGUUUGACAAAACUCCCCGGUCUCCUGUGACUGUUACUGAAGGGAGGGGAUUCAAACUUGAGUGUGGAGCUCCAGAUGCGUUCCCCGCUCUGCACUACGGCUGGUACAAGGGCCAUAUCGCCAACCGGAUCAUUCCGAACGAACGGAGAUACAUCUCCCUCAAAAACGGAGACCUGUACUUUAAAUAUGCCAUAGUCAAUGACGCCGGAGAAUACAGGUGCUUCGUCCAGAAUCAACUACAAACAGAAUUCACAGGAGAUUUGAACAACAGAUCCAGUCCUAUCAUCACCGUGACUGUUGAUCGUGACCUCAAUCCACCUAUACAGGAUAGAGAACCGGUCAUCAUUCUCGCACCAGAGGAUAUCCAACCAAUGGCAGGGUACUUGAGUGCAGAGUUGGAGUGCUUCGAUGACGCAUACCCUGAAUCAAACAUCAAGUGGAGACGACUGGACAGGCCAGCCAGGGAAGGCGGUGUAGAAAUCGAGUUUCCAUCCAAAGCCCGGUUCAACUACCUCUCCCACGCGCUCAUUAUCCCAGAGAUCAGCGAAGCAGACGGGGGAAUCUUCGAGUGUACCGCCAGCAACCGCAAGGGAUCCGUCUCACACGAGGCCCUGAUCGAAGUUAGAUCCUCACCAUCGCCCAAAGUACCUUUUUCGAAAAAGCCACUCGUCAUUGGAGGCAGUGUGACUAUGUCAUGUGAAGCGACGGGAAGUGAACCCCUCGUGUACAGUUGGUACUUUGGAAGGGACAAGAUAGUGACUGAUAACAUAAAGUACGUCGUAUCUACCGACAAGCUUACAGUCAAGAACAUGGACCUGAAUGACAAGGGGAGUUACCGGUGCAUCAUCACAAACGAACAGGGAGCAGGCACUGCCGAAAUUCGAUUACUGUCUAAACCACCAAACAUCGUAAUCCCGAUCAGCCAGCAGAACGGGAUGGAAGGAUCCACCAUCACCAUGACUGUAACUUUUGAGGGACUUCCGGUUCCUACAAUGGAGUGGAUCAAACAGGGGGAAGUGAUCGUAACUAGGACACCAGAGGGAGUUGUCACCAAAACAAGUUCAAGGUACAACGUGACAAAGAAAGGUCAUCUGGUCAUCAGAAACCUCAGCCCAGAAGAUGGAGGAAGUUACAGCUUCAGAAUUCAAAACGUCCUGGGCAGUGUGGACACAGCAGGGAGACUAUACAUUGCACAGAAAUCGCGUAUUGUACAAGGCCGUGGACCAAAAGAUGUCAACAUGGAACAAGGAAGCACUACAACCAUCCCGUGUGAAGGGCAGAUAGACACUCUGCUGGAAAGUGUCAACUCCUGGUUUGUGGACGGCAGGAAGAUCGACUUUGUGAAGGAAUCAUUCAACUACAAGAGGGGGCCUAAAGGAGAACUGAUCAUCAAGAACGCAAACGUCAUGAUGCACGAUGGUGUGUACACCUGCGCACUGGACACUUCUGUCGAUGAACAGACUGCAACAGCCAGAGUGCGGAUCAAAGGUGUGAGCGAAGCGCCAGUUGGAGUGAAGUUUGAGAAUGUGGGGUCCAACACCGCUACUCUCCGCUUCACUCAAGCCAACACCAAUGGAGACAGCUGUAAGGAGUAUGUGGUGGAGGCGCAGACAGAGUUCGAUGACAUUUUCUUCACUGACAGACUGUGGACCCAGGUUUGGAGGGGAUCACCAAAUUCCCUCAGAAAUGGACGCGGUGGGUCUAAGCUACUCAACCUGAACAAUCUGAAGCCGUUUACCGAGUACAGCUUCCGGGUUAUGUGUAUGAACUUGUACGGAAUGGGUGAGCCGAGCUGGCCGACCGAGAGAAACAGGACUUUGCCAGGAGCCCCACCUCGAGCUCCAGGGAAGCUUGGUUACGGCAAUGGUAUGGCAGGAGAUGUGCUGAUGAGCUGGGAGCCACUCCAAGAAUCAGACUGGGGAGAUAUCACGGUCGGAUACCGUGUACGGUACCGUCGACAGGGUACCGGGGACAAGUACCGGGUGGUGUACAUCGACAACCCUGAGGCAGCAGCCUACGCGCACACCCAGCCUCCAGCACCCGUCAACGUUCCGUACGAGUGUAAGAUCGCGGCGUACAAUAACUACAGUGUUGGACCGGAGGCCACGUGGAUCGCCUAUUCGUCUUCAGGCCUGCCAGAUUACCCAAGGAACUUGGAAAUCAUAAGACAAACGAACAACAGUGUGACGAUGCAAUGGGAGAAGAUCCCGAACUUCAACGGCCCGAUCCCGUUCUGGGGUGUCCGGUACUGGCGAGAGCAAGAUCGCCCAAGGGCUGCCCGUCGUACUAAACGUGCAGUUAGCUGGUGGUGGGACACCUGGCUCCGUUACAUCCCAGAGGAAGAGGAGGAGGAUGAAACAGGGUUCCAGUACGCCCGUCUCUAUGACGACGGUCUGACCAAGCUAUCAGGACCUGCUGGCAAGGAGACGUACAUACUUCGUGGACUUCAGCCGAGCACGCUCUACAACUUUCAGGUGCGAGCCAACAGCCAUCCAUAUUUUGGCGAAUACAGCAACAUCACCCGUGCGAUAACAUUGCGAGAAUCAAACCCAUGGCUCAUCGGAUUGAGGGGCACCUGGUGGAUGCCGAUGCUAUUCUGGUACCUGAUCAUAUUGCUGAUAGUCCUGCUGCUCAUCUUUUGCUGUUGUUGCUGUCUUUGGUGCAAGAUGAGGCAUCGUCAUGACCCGAAGGAGGAGUCUAUUCCCCUCGCCAAGAGAAAGGAAAUGUCAAAGGAUUAUGGAGUAGACGUUAUGACACCCUACCACAAGAACGUCCUUCGUCAUUUCCGGGACACAAUCACCCGAUACGUCAGUCCAAAACCUGUUGCCGAUCAUCUCGUUGAAAGAGAGGCCUUACCACAGACAAUAGCAGGGCAGAUCAAGCAGAUUGAAGAACCUGAUUUGGCCAACGAGAGGCUGUUGGACAUCCUGCCUAACCGUCCUGAUUUUGCCUUCGACCACUUCUGCGAUGGAGUCCGCCCUGAACACCCUUGGCUGUCUGAUCUACUGGAGGAGAGAGAAGAAGAAAUGACAGACGAGCACAGGUCUAUCCUCCAGUCCCACCAGGAAGCCCUGGCUGCAACUGUCGACCCUCAUCCCGUCAUCAACCAUAUGAAGGAGAAUAGGUACUUCAACCACAUGGAGGCAGAACAUCUCAAGACCAUUCCCAGUAAAGAAGAGACGAACAAUACUGUGAUUGACAUGGUUAAAGAUCGUCCUGACCCCGCCUUCUAUCACUACCUGAUGUGCCUCAACCAGCAGGACCCGGGUCUGGCCGCCAAGAUCGGAGGACCAGACUAUCCGGUGGACAUCAAGAGGCUUGAGCUUGAGAUGGAGAACAGGAUGAUGGACACCCGCAUGCAGCCACCUCUCAUGGUUGCCAAUGGACCAUAUGAUGACGACAAGAGUGAUGCUGAUUCCUACAAUAUCGACAUGCCUAUGCUGAGCAGUAUGAUGCCGAACUUGGUGGCCGUAGAGCCAGUGGAGAUGAAGAUGGAUGCUGUGGACGCUCAAAACUUGUCUUCUGGACUGGACGUUUUCCAGCCACCAGCCGAGGCGCAUCCGUUUGAGUCCCAGUCCGGGAGCACCAUUGAAGUAGAAAAUGAACAACCCGUCAUCAUUGAGAUUGUUGGAGACGCUGAGAGCAUACGCUGGCUUUACGAAGGGGUUCCACUGCCCAACAACGACUCCUACCGCCAGUACACUGAAGGUGGUGACAUUAACUCCCUCUUCAUUGCCGAAGUCAACACGCAGAACCAGGGAUGUUACACCUGCGAAGGUACCACUGAGUCGGGCGUCGUCAACUGCGACAUAUUCAUCAAGGUCCGGGAACCGCGGGCUCAAAUUGUGUGAAACACAUUACUGCCAUCAUGUUUACUGGCCGAAACAUUUUACUAUAUAGGCUGAAGUGUUUGAAUCUCACGCAGACAGAAAACAGUAUGUACAAACAUCUUGGAUAUAGAAAGUGGCAACGUGUUAACGCGUUGACUUUUGAAACUUUUAGGGUUACUAAGUAUCAGGUGAUGUAAUUUAGACUUAUAUAGGUAUAUUUAGUGCUUUUGAAAUGUUUUACUUAUCUUACUGUUUAAUGGUGUAUUGCAUUUAAAGCAGUGACAUGAUGUGCACGUGCCUUGUAAUGAAUUUGAAUAUUAAUACAAAUUGUUUGAUAAAUUGUGUAAUUGGCAGGGAUUUACUACAUAUUGUAUCAUAACUUUUAAAGUGUAAGGAUUCAAGAAAGGGUAUGUUGAAAAUCUGUACUUGAUAACAAUGAAUACCGUCUUUCUAUAUUCUAUUUAACGUUUAGGAAUUUUUACUUAUUGACGAUAGUAUUUUCGUCUUUUUUUACAAGGUCUCAUUUCUUACAAGUUUUGUCAUGAAUUCGUCAGAAGGUGUACAAAUGAUGGUGUUAGAUGUGUGUUCAAAUGGAGGCCUUUUUACACUAUACAUACAAAUAACAUAGUUGUUGCAAUUGUCGUCUGUGUGUGUGUGUUUUGUCAUGGCAAUAUUCAUUAAACUAAUCCUAAGGCUAUUUGGGCUUUGAUUAACCAAAAUUGAUAUCAAUAAAAUAAAGAUGCAUUCCAUUCUUCCGUA
This is a messenger RNA of Branchiostoma floridae (Florida lancelet), 5148 nucleotides long. Its product is annotated as contactin-2-like. The transcript is spliced from 32 exons. The record is from RefSeq and is a predicted model, not a curated record. Gene Ontology annotation, biological process: dendrite self-avoidance; regulation of apoptotic process; axon guidance. Gene Ontology annotation, molecular function: cell-cell adhesion mediator activity. Lineage: Eukaryota; Metazoa; Chordata; Leptocardii; Amphioxiformes; Branchiostomatidae. The coding region runs from base 151 to 4410 and encodes 1419 amino acids. Gene Ontology annotation, cellular component: plasma membrane; axon.